Messenger RNA from Alosa sapidissima (American shad), 2630 nucleotides. Its product is annotated as monocarboxylate transporter 7. The record is from RefSeq and is a predicted model, not a curated record. Gene Ontology annotation, biological process: monocarboxylic acid transport; transmembrane transport. Lineage: Eukaryota; Metazoa; Chordata; Actinopteri; Clupeiformes; Clupeidae. Gene Ontology annotation, molecular function: monocarboxylic acid transmembrane transporter activity. The coding region runs from base 775 to 2331 and encodes 518 amino acids. The transcript is spliced from 6 exons.
UAAUGUAGGCUAGCCUACUGGCUUGACUGAGGUAGGUCUAGAAGGAAGCCCUUGUAACACAUAUUGAGAAUUUCAUUUCAUUAAAGAAAGCCAAGGUAGGCUAUAUAAUCCAUUGAACUGAUUCAGAGUGUGUAUCCUAAUUCGAAUUUGACUGUAUUUUUUCCACGAGGUAAAGCUUGUGAAACAACCCUGUGUUUGAUUACAAUAAUCUGUAAAAGUUACAAUGUGUCUCAGGUUUGUCAAUUUUCUGUCUCUUUUGAAACAACCGCUAGUAGCGAUUUCCUGCAAUUCACAUGCGCGUCUGAUGUUGCGCAGCCUAUUUCCAACCCCCACUGUAGCGCCAAUAACUUUUGUCUUCGCAGUCUAUAGAACUAGCCUACGUUAGAUAUACAGCCCAUCAAUAAUUAUGUAGAGUCGACUUGCACUUGCAGCUGACUUUCACGAAGGGCACAUCGAUCCAUGUAUGCAAUCGUUUAAAUAGCUUACAUUGAUUAAAACUCAGCGUCUGCAAUCCGAAAACUCCAAACAUUGUCAACAAAUUAUGGUUGCUCUCAGCGUCUGGCCAAUCGGAUGCUGCCUGCCCGUUUCCACCGCGCACGUGAUCUUUGCUGAGUGAGAGUGGCAGACAGAGGGAAAAAGUAAACACACAUGUUUUCCUUCUCAGAGGGAACAUGUGAAACCCUGAUCACAGUGUGACGAAAUGUUGCUUAAGUGGAACAAGCACAUAGACACAAUAUUUGUCUUUACUUUUCAGGAAGAGCCUUGUCUUUGGAUAUGACGAAAUGGUGGUCCUGCACCAAGAGGUGCCUAGGACCCAAUGUUUACACUGAUGUUCCAGAUGGUGGCUGGGGCUGGGUGGUGGCAGUGGCCUUUUUUGUGGUCGAGGCGUUCACCUAUGGCAUCAUAAAGACCUUCGGGAUCUUCUUGAAUGAUCUUAUGGUUGAAUUUGAAGAGAGCAACAGCCGAAUAUCAUGGAUUCUCUCCAUCUGUGUGUUUGUCAUGACAUUCACAGCCCCACUGUCAUCUUUGCUGAGCAACCGUUUUGGCUUCCAGCCUGUUGUGAUGGUCGGAGGCUUCCUCAUCUCUUUAGGAAUGAUCACAACAGCUUUUACCACUUCUGUAAAUCAGAUGUACAUCACUACUGGGAUUAUAGCAGGACUGGGCUACUGCCUCACCUUCCUCCCCACCGUCACCAUCCUCUCCCAGUACUUCUGUAAGCGCCGCUCCAUUGUGACCUCGAUGGCUUCCACUGGGGAGUCAAUUGCCAUAUUUGCUUUUGCUCCAGCAUUUACAGCACUCAAAGCCAAAAUUGGUUGGAGGUACACAAUGGUAGUGAUUGGACUUCUUCAAGGUUCAAUCGUCAUAUGUGGGACCCUUCUCCGGCCCAUAGUGAUCAAGCCCUCACCUUCAGAUGAAAGCAGUAAGGAAAAGUUGUCCACACAGCAAGAGGCCAAACAGCCUAUAAACGGAGAACAACUCCAUGGGUCUGCUGGCUCAGGGGAUUCUGGUGUUCAGUCACUAGAAGACACUGAGGUGGGAGUCCAGGUCACAGAGAAGGAAGAGCAAAAGGCCCUUUCCCCGAAACCCAACGAGAAGCCAGCGAGACACAAGCUCCUGGAUCUUUCUGUACUGAAGGACGGAAGCUUCCUGUGCUACUCCGCGUUUGGCCUCUUCGCCACGCUCGGCUUCUUCGCGCCGCAGCUCUACGUGGUGGAGCUGAGCGCUAGCCGGGGCGUGGACCGGGACAAGGCGGCGUACUCGCUCUCCGUCAUGGCCGUGGCCGAGAUCUUCGGGCGCCUCUCCAUCGGCUGGAUCAUGAGCUGGCGGCGCCUGCGGAAGAUCUACGUGCUGCUGGUGUGCGUGCUGCUCCUGUGCCUCGUGCUGGUGAUCUUCACGCUGGUGGGCGGCUUCUGGGGCGUGGCCGUGUGCUGCGUGUUCUACGGCUUUCUGCUGGGCAACGUGGCCUCCACCCACAUCCCCAUGCUCGCCGAAGAUGACGUGGUGGGCAUCCAGAGGAUGGCAUCGGCCGCCGGCGUCUACGUCUGCAUUCAGAGUUUUGCAGGCCUCGCCGGGCCACCUUUGGGAGGUGUUUUGGUGGACAUUACGGACAAUUAUGGCGCUGCGUUUUACUCCUGUGCUGGGGGUAUGGCACUAGGAGCCAUAUUUCUGGGAAUGGUACGACCAGCUAAGACGGGCAAGCUCUGCUGGAAGAAAACCACUCAAGAGUCACAGAAGAGUCCAGCGGAGAGAGGUACCUCAGUAAAAAACAGCUCACCAGAAGACUUUGUUGAAGAGGACAUUUGCCCGGACACCAAUCCAAAUGACCACUGAUCAGACAGUGCUUUGGACAUCAUCAGGUGAAAACACCUUUUUGGUAUACACAGACUGCCUGCUGCCUUUUCAUACUUAUCAUAGGGGGAGGUUAUAGAACAUAAUCACUUGAUUGUGAAAACUCAAUAGAAGAGUACAAUGAUGCAAUGACAGAUCACACCAGACUCCAAACCAGACCAAUAAUGAUGCUUGAUCAAAUAGCGCACUUUAGGGCACUGCAUUUGUUGGGGGUUUUAUAAUGUAUUUUUUUACAUGUUAUAUUUUUUAAAGAGGUCAAAUAUCAAAAAUAAUUUACAUGU